Molecule: messenger RNA, 18729 nt
Organism: Spirometra erinaceieuropaei
Lineage: Eukaryota; Metazoa; Platyhelminthes; Cestoda; Diphyllobothriidea; Diphyllobothriidae
Source: the annotation of a GenBank genome assembly
AUGACGGAUUUUCCCAGUGGUUCGAAUAAUUUGUGCGCACCGAGUCAAUCUUCGUGGCUGUGCGUUGACGAUUUCUCAACACUUCGUCCAAAGCAGUUAUCACAUGUCCAGAGCGCCAGUGAACCCCCCUCGGAUGUACGUUUAUAGAGUUUCCCUUCCGCAUACCAUUGCGCUUACUUCGUGAGCAUAACUGGGGAACUUGGUGAUUUCGAUAGAAUAGACGAAUUCCUUAUCAUCUGAUGUUUGCACAAACAACCAUAUCUGUGUUUGAGGAUGCUAGAAUGGGGGGUGGGGGCACACUGGACUAGUCAGACUCAGCUGAUGGAGAGUCGCACUGCAUUUUUUUCCCACACAGACAGUAUCAUGUGUUUGGAAUGGCUGAUUUCGUAAACUUGUUGUUCACAGAAAACCAAGGAUUCACUUAGUUUCACAAGCCAGCUUUUUCGUAAAAAUGAGAAGUUUGAGAUUUUUCCUCCAAAGUUUGCCUUGCUGGACCAUGUUGACUGUUAAAUAUUUAGGAAACAAAACAUUGUUUUAGUUGUUACGCCCCAAAAGACUCAGGAGACAAACGGUUGUACUUUUUUUCACGUGCAACCACGUAGUAAAAAGUGUCGUUCAGCUGUUAGGUAACAUCUCAUAUAUGACUUAAAUCCGUUUGUGCACUGACUGAUAUAUUUCUGUCUAACAAGAGUUAGAUCUCAAGCAAUUAGAGCAUAUCUUGAUGAAGUACGCCGAGAUACGAGAUACACUAGUCACUCUUCGGAGAUUAGGCGUCACUAAUCAGUGUUUGGAUAUAGUUUUGAUACUUGUGCUUUUCUCUCUUUACACGCAAUGAUCGCAAACUGCGUCUGACCUGGAUUACUGAUUUAUUUAGGAUUCAUCGUUUCAAAGUAAAGAUAUGUCAGAAACCUGAAGAACCUACUGUGAACUCUAACUUCAGCUAUUUCCUCUGGCAGCCUUCAAGUGUCUCCGCUUUCUAAAGGGUGUUUUCAAGUGAAGUGUCAUAAUGAUCUACAUUAUUUUCUGUAUAACAACCAAAUUUUUUAAGUUACUUUAAUUUAUUGAUAUUUUGGCAGAUUUUGAAUAAUUCAUAUUGACCCAACUGUGAAAAACUCGGCGCCUCGGUUUUUUCACAGUUUGGGUUUUUUCACAGUUGGGUCAAUAUGAAUUACUUUAAUUUAAUAGUUUUCGCUCACUCGUUGUAUCUGUUUGAAAUUAAUUAGACGAUCAGGUCUUCCCUCCUCAUCUUCAUAAUUUCAUCCUUUGUAGGCAGAGUCGUCAAGCUCCGAGGUUAAUUGGGAGAUGGUUGGUGACGAUCUCAUGUUGCCAAUUUCAGAUGAGGUACAUUAGCAAACAUCUUCUGGUGUUUCAUUCUGAAAGUUUUUAUUUUUUAUUGAUGUUGGCUUCAGUACAUUCUUUUCAUACCGCAUUUUUUUUGGAGGGGCGGGGAGGAGAGGUAGGGGGUUCAAAGAGCGAUGAGAGAAUUUAGAGUCACAAUGACAUCUCAGCUUACUUACUGUAAAUGAUAUAAGGUGUGACGUCACAUCAACACGUACAGUUCUUUUGAAGAAAUCCACUGUAAAUUGCUUUUAGCGCCACGCGUAACCGGACCGUAAUUUGUCUCUUCCAGAGUUUCAGCCUUGCUUUAAAUGAACUGCCUACAGUUCCCGGUUGUGUCCACUAUUCCUAUCAAUAAGUAAUUUGAACCCAGCAGUCAUAAUUCGUUUCCUGUUGAAUGGUAUGAUGUGUUUCGAUUUUCAGCGGUGUGGUUUGUACUCAUACCACGCCUGAGACCCAGAUUUGCCAAAGUGGGCUUUUAAGGAAGAGGGUAAGUUCUGAAUCUUCAAAAUGAAACAACAGGAGGACAAACACUUGUUGGUGUGUCUUCAGUGCUUGCAUGGGUGAUGGAUGGUGGAUCGACCGUUAGCGAGGGCUGUCUGUUUGCCAAGCAGUAUUAGACUCGGGAAAUAGGUAAUCAUGGGCCAGUGGCCGCAGUACUGGACACACCGACCGCCCUGUACUACACUUUGACGCCCAGUCGCAGCACUGUGACCUGAUGAUGGUUGACCGUUAUCAAGUAGGUUUCCCUGUCAUAACAGCCAUGCGCUUAGGGUCGAGAAAACCAAGGCGCUAGAAGAGACAUCGUAAAAUAAACAAUCUGAACGACUUGCGGGACAUUUCUGCGGCAGAUUUCUUUUCAAGAAAACGAGCGGGAUUUCCAAAUCGUUAGCUUUAAUUCGUACUGCGGCAUCCAAGCAGACGACGCACAACAUGACGGGUUACCAAUUCUGGAUCGACUCUGCAUACUGAUCGUUGCAAUCUACGAUAUUCGCCCGUAGUCCAACAGUGCACAUUUUUCACCGGUACCGCGCGGAUGCCUACUGGAUGUUCGACUUAUGAACGCCAGACGCGGGAUCUCAGACAUCAGUAUAUCCUUUUUUGGCCACAAUGAUUCCUUCAACUUCUCUGACACACACGUUGCGCCAGUUGCCCUCUCGAAGUCGACGAAUCAAGCAUUACUUGCAUGGGGAUCGCUCACUGACAGACUGGGGUUUGAAUGACCUAGCUCUCACGUUAAAUUUCCUUUCUCGCGACUCCUUAUAUCGAAUAAUGGAGCCCAAUGAUGGACCGACAUCAAGACCUGUUAUUCCAUCAACACUACCUAUUUUCGCGUCUGCAACAUAUCCAAAACCUCUCAGGAUUCUCCCAGGCAUUCGAAAAGGAUACAUCCUGUCGUUCUGCCAGUCCUCCGCCUCGGCUGUGGUGGCUGAGCUGUAUGUGAAAUCCUGGCGAAGCUGGGAUUUUUGACUGCCGUCGACUAAUGACGAUUCUCCAAGUGAAGCGUGCAGCCUUGAUCUAGGGUGAAACGUCUUACGAUCCCUAUGCCGAUCUUACGAGGAUAUUCUGAAUUAUCCAAAGAAACGACUUGGGUGCUCUAGGCGCGUUCGUUACUCUCCUCGCUAGUCCAGCGUUCCUGUCAGAAAUCGGAAGCCACCGUCCACACGGGAGACGACGGAGAGGGUCUUAUUUCAAAACCUGACUUGACACGGUCAACGAAGAUAUGAUGACUGCUGGAUUUACGACUUUCAGCCUUCACCGCCGAGGGAGAGUCCGGGUCCAGCCCUCCCCCCCCUGAUCCACCGAUUGUCGUUACCGACAUUCUACAGGACGUCACUGAGGUCCCUAAGAUCACACAUGUUCGCAGCGAUAUCGCGUACAAUCUGCCGUGCGAAUUCACUCGAGAGGCAUAGUCGCCGGAUUGUGCUUACAGACAGAUUUGGUUUCGUCACGUUUGAUGAGUCACAAAGCACAGUACUCAGAUGACCAAUCUCACAGACGUUGGUGAGUUCAUUGCUACUGCUAUGCAUCGUUGGACUAGGGUAAAACAUCCUCCAGCGGCUUGGCUGUCGAUGAAGCAUCUUGAGCCCAAGAAACGUUUGCAAACAAAGUUUCAAUAAGUAUGAUGAGCCUGGUAAAUGCGAUGCAGGACGGAAGAUUGAAGUUGAAACCUUGUCUGCAUGAGCUGACAACAACCUUCGUAAUUUUUCGAAUGCGAGGUCAUUACAUUGAGUAGUUGCCUCCGCAUUGCUAACCACGCGACACCAGUGCUCCGUAGGCAACCGAUAAGGCAGGAAAGGAUUUGGAAGACCAAACAACUUCUGACCUUACACGGACAACUGCGGAUUGGGAAUUUGAUCGCGUGGUAGCCAUGAGAUAUAGUACUCCGCUUCUGGGCGAAUUAUACCACUGAAAAAGAGCUAGAUUGUCCAUCACACGACGUCUGAUAUCCGUAGCCGCUUCAUCCCAUCACCACCAAACCUUUGUUUUGCCUACAAUUAGCUACCUUUUACAAUAAUGGAGGGCGUUUAAGUGGCCUCCACUGAACGCCCACUUGGAGAGAGCGCUUGCAUUCACGUGAAAGUGCCUUCGUGAAGUAUCACGCGUCCUUGUCCUCCGUCAUGUAGAGAAAGUCACUGGUUUUGUUUUCCGCACCGUGUGUAUCGCCUUCUUAUUUGCCUGUACAUGUGCUUCCUGUUUUUUUUAGCACAAGACCUACCUAGCCAGCAUAUUUCCGGGUGCCAGUGAGUUCAAGACCGAAGACCCGUCCAACACGGCCUUUGGUGGAUGCUGCGCCUUCUGUUCAAAACGCCUUUCUCCAGGCAGGUCACCUUGACAUUUGGUUCACAUCCUGUUUUUUCUCCUGCAUCUCCGCCAACCGGGACUCGUCCCAUGCUCACGCAGUCUGUAUUAGUACAGAACGUUCAAUCUGGUUUCCUACCUACUUGCAUUAACGGUUUUUUGCACUUAAAUUGGCAUAUCGCAUGAAUCUCUUUGCGAGUUUACUAUCCAAUUUUUGUUUGUAAAAUUUAACUGCCCGUCGUCAUCUACAUCCUGCUCCUAGUUGCCAAAAAUAAUUCAAAAGUAGCCAAAGACAAGAAAAGAUGGCAAAUCAAGAGGCAAUUUUGAUCAUGAUGAAAGUUGGCGCUAUCUGGUUAAGAUGUCGCCCGCCGACUUUGACGUAUGGAUUAGGACCCCAUAUGGAGACCAGACCUCUCACCAUGUGCUAUUGAACGUCAAUGAAGUCGGCCAAACUGAAACUCUUGAUAACCGACAAAUUUAGUAGUAAUAAGGGCUUUAAACGGCCGUUAUGCUACUGGGUCAAUAUCCAAAAUAGUCUUCAAAUGACAAGAAGACAAAUCGUGGAGUGACUUGCUAACCUGAUUCGGCGCUUAACGGGCGGCAGAGUAACAAAACCCUUGGGUCAGCAUUGGAGUCCAGACGACGAGGAGCGGUCAUACGACUUGGGUCAAGGCGCUCGAGGGUUGUUAGCUGCGCAGUGAAGUCUCUUGCAUCUGAAAGUCGGCCCAAUGUAGGCUUCCCGAUAUGCAAACUUGUUUUUUUUUGUUGCCCUAGAUACGGGGCUAAAACGCCAUCGACGUAUAGCCAUCCCCGAAAAUAUUAGCAACGCUUGAUUCGCGACUGCUUAUUUGCCAUAUACAACAGUCUUUGAUCAAAGCCGCUUCGCGCGACGCCACUUCCAGACGUGUCGUGUGGCCCGUGGCUAGGCCAACAGGCAUUUCCCGUCUUCUUGGGGGUUUCGGACUAGAUCUGAUGCUUACCCAUGCCAAGACCGCACUGAAUGUUUUGGAAACUGGAGGUCAAGUCAGAUCAUACCUACGCCGUCUUUUUAGGGUCCACUUGGCUGUUUGUUUAAAAUGCAACGCACCUCGAACCAUUAGCAACUAACUCCGAUGUCAAAACGGAAUAACCCCACUCCAUUUCUUCCGAGUCGUUGAAUCUUUCACUCCUCUAUUAAAGUCAUUGCUUCGUUUAGUUAACACAAUGUCUCGCCAUUGGACAGGCGCUAGAUCUAGAGUCCUCGCAGACAGUCGUAGAGUGACCAACAGCUGUACAGGAACGAAUGCCGACAGAGGCAAGGGAGACUGGAGUGACAAUUUCUCGCUUAUUAACCGUCGCUAACCGUGCCUCAACAAACGACGCAAUAUGCGACCCCAUCCAGAAUGCGGAGAAUAGGUCACCGCGUCUUACGGGAGCGGUGGAAGUAGGGGUUAUAUGGGUGGGACUAAUGGAUGGGAAGGAGAGCGGUGAAAAAGGAUGAAGUUUAGGAAAAAUGUUCCAAUUCCGUGAACAGUUUCAAAUAGAUUCGCGCAUGACCCCGAUAGCGACGCGGAAAAUUGAAUACUAACGCCCGCGCAAUAAGACGCCAAGUUCAGCAAUCAAGGCAGCGAAAUGGCCAGUAGAAACCCAAGGACGGAUGCCGUUGGUGAACCCCAUAAGAAUAAGGUGGGAACGCUAACCCAAUGGCACGACAUAAUGAUGCAGAACAGCGGAACACAGAGAAGCCGCCAAGGUGGCCUGCAGAGGUAAAGUAUAUCAAAUUGGCGUGCAUACCAACCGACAAAUAAACUGAAUAUGAUAUUUAAGCGAAGAUUUAUGUUAUCCUGGAAAAAGACAAUAAGUGCAUCCAAAGUAAACAGCACUUCUUUCGUUUGAAUCAGUAGGCUGUAAUAAGUCAUGCGUAAAGUCUGGUCGCAUAUUGCGCCCUUUCCCUGGAUUAUUUGGUUAGCCAUGUACAAUUCAAAUGGUACAAGCUAGCUUCAAACAGGGUAUAAAUGCACAAGAGCACUCCCACCCGCACCCAUAGCUUGUGUCGGCGUAUUGCUUGAGAAUCCGUGGUAGCCCUCUGUACAGCCAUGGCUUCUGGUUUUCCUUCAGACGACGCUGCCCUGGACUUCUACGAUGGGCGUCUUUACUGUUCCACGUGCCACCAAAACCAGCAGGCGAUAAUUCCCAGGCGCAUACUGGACAGUUGGGAUUUCUCAAGGAAACCGGGUAGGUACGCACUGCUCUUCCAUCUUACCAUUCGUUCCGUUUCUCAGAGUUUCGGUGUGCAGCGACCUUAAGCGGUUGCAUAGCAACGAACGAUCAGUACUUUAGACUGAGAUCUGUGCACAGUUGCUUCGACGUUUUUGCUAAGAUCCAUCGAUUCGUUCCGUUUCUCAGAGUUUCGGUGUGCAGCGGCCUUAAGCGGUUGCAUAGCAACGGAGGAUCAGUACUUUAGACUAAGACCUGUGCACAGCUGCUUCGACUUUUUUGCUAACAUCCAUCGAUUCUUGUCGCUGUAAGUGGCGGUCAUGCAAGUGGGGGAGGGUGCUUUCAUUUCUAACCACUGAAGUCAAAUUUCCUCCGUUAACACAACUCACCACUGAACUGCAAGCAUUCCCAAAGGAACAUUUCUUUCUAGCUGUUGGUGAAGGAAAUUAUCGACCCACAAAAGAAACAGGCGUAAUCCACCAUGCCAUUUAGUGAGUGAGCAGUUACAAAACAGCCGUGAAGAAAGUUUAUUUUCAAGGAUUCACGAAUAUAUGUAGAGAAAAGCCUGGGACUCUGGCUAAAGUUAGGUAGAAAAGGAAGACGAAUACCUUCCUUAUUUUCAAACAAUUACACUGUCUUAAGGAAUCAGCCUCUCCAGCACCCACUUGGAACCCGAUUUUUACCUUUAUUUUACCAUUUCUUUUGAGUGCUAUCGGAAGGCUUUUCAGCUAGUGACAGUAGUAUGCUGUGUCCAUAAGCUUGCUUUUGCAGACGGUACUGGCUUUUCCGAUCGUCUUUUUAGUCUCCUUUGCCACCAAAACCUUCCUGGACUCCAUUGUCAACUACCCCAUUAUCAACCUUGCCCGCGUAAACCCAGGACUGUAUGCGGCAAUUGAAGAAUUGGCUAGCAUGCGACGCCUAAGGCGAAAACUUGCACUCCUCUGGGCCCAGCUGACCCGAUGCUGCAACCAGGCGGCUCAAACUCUGGCUACCUCCCUCGGCCCCCGCGCUUACCUGCUCACCGGUCUGAUCGACAUUGAUCUCUUUUCCAUCUCGGUGAGCAGUCGCUGUUAAUCCAACUCCCUCGUGGGUCUUGUCUGUUCCGCCUCACGAAUGUCUUCUUCCCUGUCGACCUUCUUCACCGCUCGAUUCUGUUUGAAUAAGUGGAGAGAUCAAAUCAGGUGGUUGGGCUAAUUAGUGGUUGGGGCAAAUGAUUGAUCUGAUCUUGCCUGGGUCAGUUGGAUUCUUCAUCGCCAGCCGCCUCCUUCGCUGGAAGUCGCGGACAGUUGUCUCAGUCGCACCUUGUCCCAAUUCCUUGUUGUUCGCGUCCAUUAGGUAGUUUAACUAAAUAUCAGACAACCUGAUGGGCGACCACUUUGGUCCGGAUGCUUUUGUCGGACUCUGUUUGGUGGCAAUGAGUGUUUGGAGUCCGGCCUCUCUGUUUUGCAGCCGCGCUUCGGCACCCCUGACAGUUCGGUCCCUUAGAAGCUAUGUCUGUUCCUUGUGUUGUGCGGCUAAGAUGUAGAUUUGACCUACACCUUACAAUCAUCAGCAUUGCCACCAUUCAUCAGUGCUUUCCCACCACAAUUAUGGCGGAGAUCCGAUAGCUUACCAUGACAGCGAAGAUAUUAUCAUUGGUUUGUUACAUUCUGGGCUGUGGGGUCUUCUGCGAUCCCUGUCAGUUUCGAAGGGAGGCUCUCGUGUCUGUGAUUAUCUACGAUGCGCCGGCAAUGUCUGCUAGGGCUGUUCUGUCUACGACAACUUUUCUAUAGCGACAUGGUGUCAUACUUAAUUUGUGUAUACCCAGCCGACUAUCAAAAUGUAUUCUCCAGUUGUAUUGCUCGCUCUCUCGAGGAACGGCCACGAUCUUCCUUGCUCGACCAUCUGGGAAGUACUGACGAGUUAUUUACCAUGUAACGCCCAUCUGCGACCAUGUUAGGCAGCCUAAUAGCGUCAGGUUAAUUAUUUAAGGAUAAGGAAUGGCUCGGCAGAACACAUUUGCUGAGUUGCUAACACUAUGGAGUUUGGGCUGGUCGAUAAUUUUAAAAAUACGUCACUGUUAGGCGACUGAUAUCUCGGAAGACAUUUGUGUACUUUUUGAUCUAGUUCUUACGUCUUCUGCCACUACUGAUGACUAAUGGUUUCCGUCGGAAUGUUUUACUUGUUCUUGAUUCUGCACUACCUCUGGUAGCUGAUCAAGCCUUUGAGAACAAGGACUCCCGUUCAACACUUUCAAAUAAAGUGGUAGUCAUUAACCUGUUAGAAAAAAUUGAGAGCCUAACUAUGUCGGCUCAGUCCUGCGCUUGGAUCAGGCAGCUGACCCAACUUCUCUGUAUAGUCGUUCAGUUUAGACGUCUAUUGCACUACGAACUGACGAAAUUUAUGACUACCCCCGUAAAAAUCCCGUCGUCAGUAGUUGAUUUACCAAUCCACACUGGUCUUUUCGAUGUAAACCUCUGCUGCGCUCGUCGACAUGCCCCGCAUGCUUCUCUCAUGGUGGGCUUGGGAAAAAAACACCGUAGUGAAAAGGGACAGAAUAACCCCGCCGCCCGCAUCUUCAUUGCCACAUUCAGCAAGUUCGUAGGUGCUUUCGCAUGUCCGUUAAUCACAGUUUUUUUUUCCGUUUGUAGCCGACCAGUUAGUUUUAUUGCAAACGCGCAGCGCGUACGUGUGUUGAAUAUUGACUGUAUCCAGAAUUUCCGCGUGGUCGAAUUGACAGUCGCACUGAAAAGCAGCCACUCCAAUCUAGCCCUACUCGAUGUUCAAUUAUAAUCCUUCGCUCUACAGAGCUUUACUGAGUGCAGCGGCUUAGAUCUGCACCUGCUCGACUGCCGAGUGAGAGCACGUGGGAUUUAGACUGUCUGUCAAAUUCCGGCGAAUUUUUGGGUGUUAAGCCCAAUUCGGUCAUGGGAGAUAGCCCAGUCGUGUUUCGGCAGGGUUGACGUCUGUGGUAUAAUUUCCAUUAUCAGAAAACGGCUGCAGGCCGUAAACUUAUAUGGGACAUAAUCGUUGCAUCGAAUACACCCUAGUAUAUGACAUAACACAUGCUGGAUACGUGUCAUCCGGCCUUUUGGUAACGGUUACCGUCCGGAUUAGCGUUAUACAUGGACUUUUAAUCCUAAUCACACCCAUGUUUAUGCAUAUACCAGACAUGACAAACUUGCAUAAGACCGAUCGAUCUGUAAGUCAACCAGUUUUAUUAUCAGUCUCACAGACAUCGCCGUUGACUCAAUGUCACAAGUGUCCGCCUUAUUCAUGUUCUAGUAGUUUUAUGAAUGUCAGUCCGAAUUUGGUGCCGUGCGCGUCCCGCGCGUUACGCCAAGUAACCCACCCCAUUUGUUGCAUGCGUCGUAAACGACAUUUGUAUGCUCUGUCAGCCAUCUCAAGCCUUGUCCGCAGCCCUGUCACUGGGGUAGGAGAACACAAGUCUUUCCCACUAUAAUCCUAAUCAUGCCUGCUUUAGGAAGCCUCACGUGGGCUCCUCCCCAAAUUUUCUGCACACCAAUCGUCACUUCGCCCACCCCCCCCCCUAUUCGUCACUGUUUCUCCACAGAUUGACUGUUAGGUCCAUUGCUAACAAUAACUGCCUCUUACUCGCCUGUCCCCCCCCCCCUCUGUCCUCCGUACACAGGAUCUGGUUGCCGUUCAGACCGGUGAGCUAGCGGAGCACCUUGGGGCGGCCAUUAACCGUUUCGCUCUGACCCACGUCAACAGCUGUUCGGCCUGUCUGCUGGAGACCAGCGUGUGCGACAUUUGCGACGAUCCCUCGCGACCCAUCUGGCCCCACGCCUUCGUCGCGUUCAGACGCGUGAGUUUUCUUUUGUUCUCUGCUCCGUCGCACUCGUCUGCGACCUACCGUUGGCCUCGAAACCCACUAGACUUGGAUUGGAAAGCACAAAUAGGCCCUUAUGGGGGAGCUGUAGCCGUAGGCGAGGUUGCAUCCACGACUGGAAAAGAACGUAGUCUCUUUUUGCAUAAAAGCAUACUGGCCUUCUGUUGCAAAUUCUCUCGGCCACUAAGAAAGACGUCAUUUUAUUUGCAUGGAAUUCCUACAUUGAUUUUGAGUUGUUGUACAAAUUCAUCUGCGUCUCUGUGAAAUAUGACAGCUGAUAUUGCGUAACAUUUCUGCAAAGAGUUCAGUAAUUCACACAUAUUCUCGUGAUCCCUAGGCAUUCUAACCACAUCCUAUGCGUUUUGCCUGAAAACGGUAUAGCAUUUUUUAGCAAGGCCACCAAUAUAGGGGGCUUCUUACGCCCAGCAUAUGGGAAUUAAUCUGGAUCAAAACAUUCAAAAGUGCCAUAGGUAGGAGUUUUCUUAAAAUCAAGACGUCUAAAAUACGGAGUUUCAGUAAAAUUUAUUUUCCUGAAAAUGAGCAUGGGAAAUUACAUUUCGAGAUUGUAUUUGCACAAGCAUGGAAAAAAUUUAAAAAUGCGCACACUUUAAUUAUUUUUCUUAUCGUCGCCUUACACGGGUGUUUAGAGGUCGAAGAUCGGGCGUCCAAGUAAACUGGAUCAGCGACCAACAGUCGUCUUCCCACGCUGCGACCAUCAGAGGAUAUCACCAUCCUAAAGGCGUUUCGUUUCGGUAACCAUACAAAUGCCGCUCCGCAGACGCGACCACGACCGCUUAUAAUCGUCCUAGGCUGUAGUGAGCAGGCGAAACUAAUUCUUUCCAGGCGUUUUCGACUGCAGCAUUCCCAAAAAGGAGUGUUUUUUUUUCAACCGGACUACCCACAUGCCGAAAGAAUGAAACGCCGCGAACUUCUCCUAGAAUUGAGAACACGACGAACCAAUGGAGAGCAGAACCUGGUAAUCUACAAAGACCAGAUAGUAAAACGACAUUCCGCCCCCCUCUGGAAAAAGCCGAUUCAAAUGACCGCACAGAUACCCCAGUAGCCUGUGUCAGGAUUGUGAACCAAUCUCGCAUGAACUUGGAACACACAUUCCUGUAUACUAACGUGCAAAGUGUACUUUCAAAAGUGGAUGAACUCCAUAUCUGCGACCCACCCCCCUCAAACGUUAUCUCAAUAACAGAAACACGGUUGAACAAUGCAAAGGCGACGAAACAUGCAGAAUUUAUUGACGUCAUUAAAUUUCGUGACCUCUUAUUCAACUGCACAACGGUCAUUGCGCAUUCAUAAGGCCACGAAAUUUAAUGGCGUCAAUAAAUUAUGCAUGUUUCCUCGCCUUGGCCUUGUCCAAAAUUCUUCCCGGGAAGCAGUGCAUCAAUUAAAAGAAACAUGGUUGUCCGAACAGGUUGGUGAUAGGGUGCCUACGCAUCCUGGAUUUUAACUGUUCCUCAGGGACAGAAAAAAACAGAAGGGGUGGAAACAUAGCAACAUUUGUUAAGAAUGGCUUGUACGUUUCAGAAAAAACUGCCGAAUUGACUUGUAGUACGAAAGCAUUAUACUGGCCAUAAGGACACCGAGUUCUCAACGUCUCAAUACUAUAACAGUAUAUCUCCCCCGAGAAAUGACCCUGACCUUGACGCCCAACUGAUGGAGGAGCUCAGAUUAUUUUCUACGCGGCGGAAUACUCGUGCCGUUGGGGACUUUAAUGCACCUCACAUCGACUGGAACUCGGCCUCCGCCGACAACUCGAAAAUGGCACUCGACCAGCGGCUUCUGCAUACCACCGACAAUCUGUUUCUCACCCGACACGUGAUAUUUCCGACGAGGUUUUGUGAGGGCCAGCAAAUGAACUGCCUCGACCUUGUGUUUACUAAGUCGUCUGAUAACAUCGACGUUGUGAAUUCCCUCCCCCCGUUGGGUCAGCGUGACCAUGUAGUUCCCAUGUGGGAAUGCAUCUUAUUCUCCCUGCCAGCACAACCGCUUGCUUUCUGACCCGAUAUUUGGCGCGGCGAUUUCGAGCAAAUGAAAAGGGAUCUUCGUCCUAUCGACUGGGCAUCCACACUCUCCGGCGUUAUCGACGAGGUUUGGUGUCUUUUCAGAGAGAUAGUUCACAGCCUCAUCUCCAGCUACUGCCCAAUCAGACUGACGAAUAGACCCCACUGGUUGACUCCCUCCAUAAAGAAUUUAACAAGAAGAGGAAACUGUGGAAAGGAUCCCUCAUUGACCCGACGCCUGAAUCCCUAAACAGUUAUAAGUUAUAGAGAAACGCGGUCAAAUUCUCAUCGCCAGGGAUCGGAAAGUCUUCGAAAAGGGUCUUUUGUGCCCUGCCAUGGUUAAUUCCGAAGUCCUUUACAGUUACAUAAGACAGAGUACGCGGAACAAAGAUCCUAUCCCACUGCUACGAAUGGCCGAGGGUGUAGAAAUCUCAGAUGACAAGGAUAAGGCUGAACAUCUCUCUCACUACUUCCGGCUCGUCGUGCCGAGUGAACCUGAUUUUUCCCAUUCACUUGUGGAGACGAGGAAAAGCCUACCAUUGAAACAGUCUUCUUCACCGAAGCAAUCGUUCAGAAAGAGUUGCUAAACCUGAAAGAAUCAACCUCCCCAGGCCCUGAUACAAUCACGGCCAAGCUGCUGAAGGAGCUAGCCCCCAAAUGCCCAAACCGUUAGCCUUACCCUUCCAAAUGUCAUUUGCUACUGUGUGCCGACCCUCCGAUUGGAAGACCGCUACCAUCAGUCCGCUUUUUAAGGGUGGAAGUCGUGCGUCUGCGAAUAACUACAGGCCGGUGGGUCUUGCCUCCACCUGUUGCAAAAUCAUGGAGAAAAUAAUUAAGAAAGCGUUGAUGCAGUUCCUCGAGCAGCAUCACCUCCUCCCCGAUGCCCAACACGGCUUUCGAAGUGAUUGGUCCUGUCUCACGAAUCUGCUUUUUUCCCUCGAAUGCUGGACCAGUGCAUGUGACGAAGGCAAUGCGGUGCACGCCAUCUCCAUCGACUUUAAAAAAGGCCUUCGACAGCGUUCCUCACCAACGUCUCUUGUACAAACGGCGCAACGCAGGAAUUAUUGGAAGCCUUCUUGCGUGGAUUCACAACUUUAUGACUGGACGGUGCCAAAGAGUGCAGGUCGGGCGCCGACAGUCCUCAGAGGUAACCGCGACGAGCAGCAUCCCACAGGACUCAGUCUUAGGCUCCACGUUAUUCCUCGUUUUCGUAAAUGACUUCGUCAGGAACCUAGACUGUGAUGUCAUCCCGUUUGCUGACAUAAAAUUGUGGAAAAUUAUUCACAAUGCGGCAGACGCAGACCACCUGCAUACAAACUUAAACAGACUCGAGGACUGGUUGAAGAGCCGGCUUAUGCCCUUCAAUGUAAGCAAGUGCAACUUUCUUCAAUUCGACAGUUGCAGAGCCUCCAGCCCAAGGACUUACAGUAGGUAUGCCAACUUAUGAAAUGUUGACCGAAAUUCUGAAAUGCGUUUUUGACUCAGUGAUUCAGUUACUUUAGGACGCCGGCUUUUGAAGGAACUUCUUUUCGGCUGCCUUCAAUAAACCGCCCUAUUUGAAAAAUGACUACUAAAAUAGCGUAGGAUUUUCACGUUGAUUUUUAGUGCCCAUAUAAAUUCAAAUAUAUCUCAUAGAAAACAUGCAUAAAAAUAUCCAUCCUUUUACGCAUUUGUUAGUAAAUUACAUCUUUACAUUUCUUUACUUGAAGGAAGGACAUUAUUUAGUUUGGAGAAAAGUUUCUAAUUAUGAGGUUUUUACAGACCGUGAAAUGCCCGUUCAUAAAAUAUCACGUCCCUGCAUUUACUUAUGUUGCUUGUAAAGUUUGCAAUAUUGCUCAAAUCUACUGCCAAAUUUUAUUUACCCCAUAUGGCCACCUCUUAAUACCACAGCGAAAUUUAUAGUUUUCCGUACACAGAAAAUAUACAACUGGUAGGUGGAAAACCCUGACUUCAAGUUUAACGGCACGUUGGGUUCAAAAUUAUUUGGAAAUCGGGAAAAAAUUUUAAAACCGAAUUAUUCCACUUCGUAUAAAAAAAACUGCAGAAGACGUAAUUCUCUAUCAAACGAGUAGAAGAAUGAAUAUUUAUAUGCACGUUUUCUAUGAGAUAUACUUUAAUUUAUAAGGGCAUUUAAAAUCAAUGAGGAAAUCUUAUGCUAUCUAAGUAGGCAUUUUUGCAGUCAGUUUUUGCAGGCAGCCGGAAAGAAGUUAUUUUAAAAGCCGACAUUCCAAAGUAACUGAAUCACCACAGGAUUAUGCUGCAUGGUGAUUGAUAUUACAACCCUAUUUAAGUAAUCUUUUUGAGUCGAAAACGCAUUUCAGAAUUUCGGUUAACAUUUCAUAAGUUAGCACAUCUACUGAACUUUCUUUACCGUACACCACUGGAACAAUUUGACAGUCAAACGGACAUGGGUGUGUAGAUUAAAUCCUCACUCAAACGAACACUGAACUGCGCGAAGGCGGCUAAGUCGGCUAUGGCUACAUUGAACUCCUUAGGCGAGCCUUAAUGGUAUUUGACAAAGACAGCUUUUCCAAAAUAUUUGGCACCUUUGUGCGGCCACAUCUAGAAUAAGCCAUACGGUCCUGGACUCUCAAGGACUAUACCGGCUUAGAGAGGGUUCAGUGAUGGGCGGCAAAAGUUCUGGGAGCAUUGCCCCAUGAAACCGGACUGUCAACCCUCAACCUCUUUCUCCUUUCCUACAGGCAACUACGCGGUGAUCUUAUACUAACAUUUCGCAUUAUAAAAGGCCAAGACCGUUGCUUAUCUCCCAAUGAUUAGUUCCCUCAGGCUAACACGCCCACUUUGCGCAGUCUUCCUCUAAAACUACGCCCAGGUAAGGCAAGGAUCAAUGGACGAGAGUUCUUUUUCAGUAACAAGGUGGUUGCAGCGUGGAAUGCCCUGACUACCGAUGUUUUACUCUCCUCCUGUGUGGAUUUGUUUAAGUCUAGACUGGACGCGUAUCAAGCGUCCCAACUAGCAGCCGCACACGCACACCCGUGACUCGUCACCCAACUUGCAUGCUUAUACUACUUACGAUAAAUGAGUAGCCGUCCAUGUUUACUCCUUUUCGACUGACUGACAGCUGCCCACCGUUCGCAUGCAACUAUGUACCAAGUCUCUUUUUCAACUUUCCACUUAUCAGUGCUUUUCUCAGACGAUUUUUAACCAAUAGGGAGUUCAAAGACGUUUGCCUAUACUUCCCAUAAUAAAACUGAACUUGACUGUAGGCCAGCUGACAGUUUGGGAGUUAGGUGCUGCGUCUUUCAGAUAGCCAUAUAUGCGAACGGUUUUCAUAGUUGCCACUCCUGAUGCAUGCGGUUUUGUGAACUCUUGUGAGUAUAGUGCCGAUCAUCCUCACCCGAUUCUUCCAUCUAAGAGCUCCAGCAACGGCAGGUUGUGUCAAACUCCCCCCAGCUAAUUAAAUCCUGUUAUAAUGUCAACUUUUAAGGCUCGCACCUUCUGCCAAGCCAGUCAGCAGUAGAGCCCCGUCGUCUACAUAUUUAAAACACGUCUCAAAGUCAGCGAGCUGAUAACACCAGAAACAUUUAAAAGUAGCCCAGGUUCGCUUUUCUCUGGCAGUCUUUGAUUGAAAUCAGGGCAACACGUGGCCGCCUCCCUAGGAAGGGAAGAUGAGAGUCGAAGAUAAAUCGAAGUUGAAAUUAUCCGCCAGCCCCACUGUUGUUCAUCUGGCAGAUAUCGGGACGGUCUUUGACAGGCUCUCGGGUUUAACGAAGAACCAGUCACAGACCACCGGCGACAAGGCACGGAAGGCUGAGGGUUUGGCACGCCGACUUUCUCACAAAUUACCGGAGUGUUAGGUAACGCCACGAUAGACGGCAGUUUCCUUUGUUGAAUUCAAUACUGCGUUCAAUUCCCUAUGACUAAUUGAGCUAGAUAGUAUUUGGGCAGAAAUGGUCACUACGACCAAGGCCUAGUAUCGCUCCACCGCUGCUCGAGUUCUGGUCCAACCUCCCCCGGUCGUCCGAUGUCAGGCUUGAUGUUCGUCAGGGUUGUAUUACGACAUCCAUCCUUUUUGCGCCGUUGACUGGGCCGGCCAAAUGAUGUUAUGACGGUGUCGACUUUGCGUUCGCACUCCCAUUGGCCGACUUCGAUUACGUUGACGUUGCCGCCCUACUGUCAUCAACCAACUAUGACUUAAAUAAUGUACUGUGAUAUCCCCAUAGUAGUCGAAAGUGUACUCGGGCUCCAUUUUCGACUGGGUCGUUAACUUGGAAUGGCCAGUCUCAUAUUCCGUGCUUGAAUUGUCUUUGUAAUUACACAGGUCAGACUGAACGCAUGCUCGGAUCGUACAUACACGACGGGGUAACGAAUUAACACCAGUUGCUUCCCACACCUUCAAAACGGGUCAAGAUUCUAACUUCACAGACAACAAAGUAAUCGCCCACGCCAGAUGCAAGACAAGCCGAGGAUUAAUUGAAGUCGAGACCUCGGAUGAGAACCCAGUAAAUCGAUUUAUCGGUUUAUUGUCGGAAUACAGAUCCCUGCGCAGCCACACUCACACCUGCGUCAUUGAUCUUCGACUGGAAAAUGCCUUCACUGCGACUGCAAAUGUUGUGUCCGUAGAAGUCGAGCAAAGAUCAAAGGCGUCUUAACACCAUUAUCGGAGUGGCACCCAUUGAGUGAAGCACACUGGUUUCGUUCCAAAUGGGACGGACUGCGCUCACUGCGACAUCGUGAGGACAUUUCGGGUCAUCUAAAGAUGACCGAGACGUUCUUUGUCCCCAGCCCCAUCGUUGUUGCUGCCCUUAGUCCGCUUUUGCUUCUUGACUGAAGACGUCGAAUAAGUCAACUAAAGACCUGGUCUAAAACGUCCCGUUAAGACAGAGUUGGUUCAUGGACCUCUGGUACUCGGUCCGCUGCCCUGCAGAAUGAGUCGGACUGCUAAGAUUUGCUGCCACAGAUCACCACACGUAGAGAUACCAUUCGCGACGUUAUUGACUCGGGCUACCUCGAACAUUUUCACAGCCGUACCAAGUACAUGCAACAGGGCUUGUUGGAUGGGCUUCCGGUACGUAACAGCCUCUACGUCCCGCUGGGCUAGUGGACAGCCAGCCCCUUCAGCCUUAUGGCAUGCUGCGGUUACUUGAAGAGCGGACUUCAAGGUCUGCUCUUUGAAUCAGGUAUACCAUGGGGGAACUGAGUCAACUGAUUGCAUGGGCCAUCCGGACUUUCGGCGUGGCAGCUCGACUCGGCAUCAUCCUUUCGAUGAUAACGAUGAUUACUAUCGGUCUCCGUAACAUUAUUCUGUGACUCCUGUGAGCCAAUCGCGCGUAAGACUAAGACCUAAGUCCGGUAAAUGCCUCAUAAAAGGAUUGACGCAACCAUUUCGAUUGUAAAACGUGCCACCGCGUGUCCCUUUCGAGAUCACGCGACCGUAAGUUUUUUCGACCUGGAAGCCAAUGGAGUCGCGCAUGGCGGCUUUCCGAGCAUAUUUCUCGACGUCAUUGCGACUGGCAGGUCGGGUUAUCACGAUCUAACCAGACGCCUACUUGAUGUGCAUACGGUUUGGGAGUCCGAGACAGACAGUCGUACGUGGCAUGCGGGCUUUACUCCACAUUACCCACCGCCUUUGAUCCCGCCUAUUAACGCUGUGUCGGGGUUUCGCCUCUGAUGUCAAAUGAGCGAUGAAUGAUAGACUAUGGACGAUGCAAAGGAGGCAUCCCUUACCAUAACACAAUUAACGUGUCUAUGAGCAGCCGCGUCGUCCUGAAGGUCGUGACUUAGGUCUCCAACUUGUAGGAUAACUCAGUCCCCGCGAUUGCGAGCCAGGUUGCAACGACUUAGGGAAACUCUCAUCAAUGCGGCUUUCAUCUGGUUCAAGGAAAUAACACGCAACUUACACUCACAGAUGUGAGUUCUGGUUCAGGCCAGCAACUGAGCCAGGCCGUUCUUCAGUCGGCUCGACUUACUUUCGUGAUUUUAAUGUAGUUGGCUGGGGGAGAGUACAUCUAGUGCUGUGCGGAUCACUGCCGCUUCCUCAGUUAAUAGUGAUUUUAUGGACGAGUCUGUAUCGUGGAUAAAAUUCCCUACACAGUUAGCGGAACUUUUUGUACCACAGCAAUGCUUAGAAUUUCUAUUAAGAUGACCAUGGUUUGCCCCCAAACUACGGGUCCAUGAGAAAACCACGACUUCAGGAAUUGCUUUUUCUUCAAGAAACAUUUCAAAAAGGCAGCCAUUGCAGUCUGUCUGGCGAUAAGGCAUUCUGGUCUUUGUCUUCAUUUUUUGCAGUGUGCUACGCCCGGCUGUGCGAGGGCAAUGCACUUUGACUGCCUCAUUCAAAGCAGAAACGAACGGACGUCAGUGGCUGAGAUCUUCCGCUCUAUAAACUUCUUUGAUUCUCGAGCCUCCGGCGGCGGUACCGGCAGCAGUAACUAUGGUGACACCGAGAUCACACCUGACGGGCUCGAACUGCUGCCUUUCUGUGGCGCAUGCCGACGAAAUCGUAAAGUCGCUCUCUAUCGCCAGUCUGGAAUGUCAUCUUUUUCGUUGACCACCGAGGCGUCUGUGUCUGGCCGGCUCAUCAGUUAG